Messenger RNA from Zonotrichia leucophrys gambelii, 4393 nucleotides. It is a transcript of the gene SLC27A1, whose product is annotated as solute carrier family 27 member 1. The record is from RefSeq and is a predicted model, not a curated record. Gene Ontology annotation, molecular function: long-chain fatty acid transmembrane transporter activity; fatty acid transmembrane transporter activity; long-chain fatty acid-CoA ligase activity. Gene Ontology annotation, cellular component: plasma membrane; mitochondrial inner membrane. The coding region runs from base 989 to 2929 and encodes 646 amino acids. Gene Ontology annotation, biological process: long-chain fatty acid import into cell; cardiolipin biosynthetic process; adiponectin-activated signaling pathway. Lineage: Eukaryota; Metazoa; Chordata; Aves; Passeriformes; Passerellidae. The transcript has 12 exons.
GCUGCGGAGCCGCGGCCGCGCCGGGAGGGCCCCGGGGAGGCCUCGGGAGCCCCGGAGCGGGCCCGGGGAGAACCGGAACGGGCCCGGAGCCCCGAACCGACCACCGGAGCUACCGCUGAGGCCUGAACCGGCCCCGGAGCCGCCUCCCGGAUCCCGCCAGAAGCCCUGAAGUCGGUGUCGAACCGAUCCCCGGAGCCCCGAGCCGGCCCCGCAGCCUCAGCCCGGUCCCUGAGCCUCAGUGCCGCCGCCGCCUCUCCGAGUCCCGCUCGCUGCCGGUUCCCGGCUCCCGUUCCCCCAUCCCGGUUCCCUCCCUGAGCCCCGAACCGGGCGCUCCUCCCCGUCCCAGCUCCGUCCGGGUCCCCGUUAGCGACUUCACCCCAUCCCGGUCUCCGUUCCCCAUCCCGGCUCUCAGAGCCCCGUCCCGCUUCCCCUUCCGAGCCGCUUCCCGUUCCCCAUCCCGGUCCCCUUCCCCUCUCUGAGCUCCCGUUCCCGGCCGAUUCCCCGUCGUUCCCGGUUAGUCCCUUUACCCCCCUUAUCCCGUUACCCCGUUAUCCCGUUACCCCGUUAUCCCGGUUAUCCCCGUUACCCCCAAUAUCCUGGUUACCCCCGUUACCCCAUUACCCCCGUUAUCCUGGUAUUUCCGUUAUCCCCAUUACCCCCGUUAUUCCCGUUACCCCAUUAUCCCAAUUACCCUGGUACUCCCGGUUACCCCCGUUAUCCCGUUACUCCUGUAAUCCCCGUUACCCCGUUAUCCCGGUCACUCCCAUUAUCCCCGCUACCCCGUUACUCCCGUUACCUGUUAUCCCGGUCACCCCGGUCACCCCCGUUAUCCCGGUUACCCCCGUUAUCCCAUUGCCCCGGUUAUCCCGUUAGACCGGUUACCCCAUUAUCCCAAUUACCCUGGUACUCCCGGUUACCCCCGUUAUCCCGUUACUCCUAUAAUCCCGGUUAUCCCCGGUGUUCCCGGUGUUCCCGGUGUGCCGGUGCCAUGCACCCCGCGGGGCCGUUGGCGCUCUCGCUGGGCUCGCUGGGGCUGCUGCGGCUCCUCGGGGCCCCGUGGGGCUGGAGCGCGGCGGCGGCGCUGGGGCUGGGCCUGGGCACCGGGGGAUGGCGGCUGCUCCGGAUCCUGGUGAAAACGGCACCGAGAGACCUCUUCGGCCUGUACGUCCUGCUGCGUGUGCGGCUCCAGCUGUCCCGGCACCGCCGCCGGUGCCGCUCGGUGCCCGCGCUGUUCGCGGCCGUGGCGCGGCGCGCUCCGGCCAAGGCGGCGCUGGUGGACGCGGCGUCGGGCGCGGUCUGGACGUUCUCGCACCUGGACCGGGUGUCCAACGCGCUGGCUCACCUGUGCCGGGACCGCGGGCUCGGUGCCGGCGCUGUGGUCGCCGUGUUCAUGGAGUCCCGGCCCGAGUUCGUGGCGCUCUGGCUCGGCCUGGCCAAGGCGGGCGCGGAGGCGGCGCUGCUGAGCUCGCACCUGCGCAGGGAGGGGCUGGUGCACGGCAUCACCUGCGCAGGUGCUCGGGCAAUCGUGUUUGGGACUGAGCUGGGAGAAGCUCUCUCCGAGGUGAGCUCUGCCCUGGGCCCCAGGCUGCAGAAAUUCUCCUGGGGCCCCCCGGAUUUGGGGCCCAUCCCAGAGGGGUCCCAGGCCCUGGAGCCCCUCCUGGAGGGAGCCCCCAAAACGCCCCUGGAGGACGGGCCCGGCAAGGGCAUGGACGACCGUCUGUUCUACAUCUACACCUCGGGCACCACCGGCCUGCCCAAGGCGGCCAUUGUGGUGCACAGCAGGUAUUUCCGCAUCGCCGCCUUUGGUUAUUUCGCCUUCCGGAUGCGCCCCGAUGACGUCAUCUACACCUGCCUGCCGCUCUACCACUCUGCAGGGAACAUCAUUGGUGUGGGGCAGUGCCUCCUGCACGGCCUCACCGUCGUCAUCCGCAGGAAAUUCUCGGCCUCCAGAUUUUGGGACGAUUGUGUCAAAUAUCGCUGCACGGUGGUGCAGUACAUCGGGGAGCUGUGCCGGUACCUGCUGGCCCAGCCGCGCUCCCCGGCCGAGCGCCGGCACCGGGUGCGUUUGGCCGUCGGGAACGGGCUCCGGGCGCCGCUCUGGGAUCCGUUCCGGGAGCGCUUCGGCAUCGCCCACAUCGGGGAGUUCUACGGGGCCACCGAGUGCAACUGCAGCGUGGCCAACCUCGAUGGGAAGGUGGGCGCCUGUGGGUUCAACAGCCGCCUCCUGCCCAACGUUUACCCGGUGCGGCUGCUCCGCGUCCGGCCGGACUCGCUGGAGCUGCUCCGCGAUUCCCGCGGCCUCGGCAUCCCCUGCGCCCCAGGUGAGCCCGGCUUGCUGGUCGGCCGCAUCGACCAGCGGGACCCCCUGCGCCGCUUCGACGGCUACGUCAGCGCGGGCGCCACGCGCAGCAAGGUCGCGCACGACGUGCUGGCCAAGGGCGACCAGGCCUACCUGUCAGGGGACGUGCUGGUGAUGGAUGAUUUGGGGUACCUGUACUUUGUGGACCGCGUUGGGGACUCGUUCCGCUGGCGGGGCGAGAACGUUUCCAGCACCGAGGUCGAGGCCGCCCUGAGCCGCCUCCUGGGCCAGGCCGACGUCGCCGUCUACGGCGUCGAGAUUCCCGGUGUGGAGGGCAGGGCGGGCAUGGCGGCCAUCGCUGACCCCGGUGCCCAGGUGGAUGUGCCCGCCCUGUACCCCGCCCUGUGCCCGCUGCUCCCGCCCUACGCCCGGCCCGUCUUCAUCCGCCUGACGGCGCAGCUGGACAGCACCUGCACAUUCAAGCUGCAGAAGACGCGGCUGCGGGGGGAGGGCUGGGACCCCCGGGUGGUGCCCGAGCCCCUCUUCGUGCUGGACCCCCAGAGGGGCCGGUACGUCCCCCUGGACGGGGAGAUGCACCAACGGCUCUGCUCGGGCAAAUCCGGGUUCUGAGCACGGAAAUCCUGCUGGAAAAACCUGAAAAUUGCACUGGAAAACCUGAAAAUCCUGCUGGGAUCUGAAAAAAACAGCCUGGGGUACUGAAAAUCCUGAAAAUCCCCCAGAAUGGGAGAUGGACAAACGGCUCUGCUCCGGGAAAUCUGGGUUCUGAGCACAGAAAUCCUGCUGGAAAACACAAAAAUCCUGCUGGAAAACCACCCUGGGAUCGCAGAAAUCCUGCUGGGAUUCAGAAAAAACAGCUCGGGAUCCCAAAAUCCUGAAAAUCCCCCAGAAUGGGAGAUGCACAAACGGCUCUGCUCUGGGAAAUCCGGGUUCUGAGCAUGGAAAUCCUGCUGGAAAACCUCCCUGGGAUCUUGAAAAUCCUGCUGGGAUCCCAAAAACCUGAAAUGGGAGAUGCACGCCCGGCUCUGCUCCGGGAAAUCUGGGUUCUGAGCACAGAAAUCCUGCUGGAAAACCGGAAAAUUACAGUGAAAAACCUGAAAAUCCUGCUGGAAAACCUGAAAAUCCUGCAGAAAAAUUGGAAAAUCCCACAGAAAAAACCUGAAAAUCCUGCUGGGAUCUGAAAAAAAAACCAGCCUGGGAUACUGAAAAACCCAAAAAUCCCCCAGAAUGGGAGAUGGACAAGCAGCUCUGCUCCGGGAAAUCCGGGUUCUGAGCAGGGAAAUCCUGCCGGAAAACCCAAAAAUCCUGCUGGAAAACCACCCUGGGAUCACAAAAAUCCUGCUGGGAUUCAGGAAAAACAGCUCGGGAUCCCAAAAUCCUGAAAAUCCCCCAGAAUGGGAGAUGCACAAACGGCUCUGCUCUGGGAAAUCCAAGUUCUGAGCCCAAAAAAACCCUCCAGGGAUCCCAAAAAACUUGAAAAUCCCGCUGAAAAACCUGAAAAUCUCAUUGAAAAACCUGAAAAUCCUGCUGAGAAACCUCCCUGGGAUCCCAAAAACCCAAAAAUCCUGCUGGGAACCCCUCUGGAUUUCCUGGAAAGCAGCAGAAAUUCCUAUAAAAGAGCAGAAUUCCUUGGGAAAACAGUGGAAAACAGCAGAAAUUCCCAGGAAAAACAGAGGGAUUUCUUCUAAAACAACACAAUUCCCAGGAAAAAUGGUAGGAUUUCCUGGAACACAGCAGAACUCCCAGGAAAAUGGAGGGAUUUGGAGGAUAAAAAUGGGAUUUGACUCUAGAACAAUGGCGUUCCUGAGGAAUCCAGCAGAACUCCCAGGAAUUUCCAGGAAAAUUGUGACUUUUUCUGAGGGAAAACAGCAGAAUUUCAAGGAAAACCUGAACUCGCCCUCACAGGGGCUAAUUAACUCCGACAGCGUUAAUUAACGACUAAUUCGUGCCUAAUUAACCCCUCUAGGGACUCCUUUGUGCCAGCACGGACAUAUUUAUUGCAAUUAACCCAUCUGGGCUGUUUUUAACCCGUUUGGUUGUGCCUGACCGCGAGGCCAUUAAAAACCAGCGACUGUG